Molecule: messenger RNA, 684 nt
Organism: Verticillium nonalfalfae
Lineage: Eukaryota; Fungi; Ascomycota; Sordariomycetes; Glomerellales; Plectosphaerellaceae
Exons: 2
Coding region: 1-684 (227 amino acids)
Biological process (GO): carbohydrate catabolic process
Cellular component (GO): extracellular region
Molecular function (GO): cutinase activity
Source: RefSeq, a predicted model, not a curated record
AUGAAGUACAUUAUCACGCUCGCCCUCGCGGCCCUCGCCGCCGCCGGCCCCAUCGAACAGCGCCAGCGCGGUGGCCGUGUUGGCAGCACCGCUACCGAGUUCACUGACGGUGGCUGCAAGCCCAUUAUCAUGCUCUUCGCCCGCGGCUCGACCGAGACGGGCAACAUGGGCACCGUGUGUGGCCCGCCCACGGCCAACGGCGUCAAGGCCAACUUUGGCGCCGAUCAGGUUGCAGUUGAGGGGAUCGAAUACGCCGCUGCCCUGUCUACCAACUUUGGCAAUGGAGGCGCCGACCGUCGCGGUGUGGCCGAGAUGGAGCGCCUCAUCGCGCAGGCCAACACGGACUGUCCCGACUCGAUGCUCGUCGUCGGCGGCUAUAGCCAGGGCGCUGCCCUCACGCAUCGCGCCGUCGAGGACCUUCCGCAGGCGCAGAAGGACCAGAUCGUCGCCGCCUUUACUUUUGGCGACACCCAGAACGUCCAGGACAACCGCCAGAUUCCCAACUUCCCUCCUGAGAAGACCAAUAUCAUUUGCAACGCCGGCGACGCUGUCUGUGCCGGCACGCUGACGAUCCUGCCGGCUCACUUGGCCUACGGAGCGCGUGCCGACGAGCAAGUUGAAUUUAUCACUGCGAAGCUGCAGGCUGCCGGCGCCAAGCUCCGGAAGAGGGACUUGAUCAGAUGA